AUGACUUUCUAUAUAUUUGAAGAUUUUUGUUCAAGAACAAAUAACUUCAAGAAACGUGGAGGUCACCAGGAAGGAGAUGUGGGUGCACGUGAUGGCGCUCACCACAUCGUGCUCUUCGCCGACAACAAAGCCGCACUCUCAAACAUCUCACUACUAUCAAAACACCCAUGCCAAUACGCAUCUCGAGACUUCCGCUCUGCCGUCGACAACUUCCUCUCUGAGUCACCACUCAACAAGGUCGAACUCCACUGGGUCCCGGGGCACGAGGGGGUUGAAGGCAAUGAUCGAGCUGACGCCCUUGCCAACGAAGGCGGAACAAAACCGCCAAUGCACUCGCACAAUAGAUCAAUAACCUGGAGCAAGGCUGAAGCCACUCGUAAUGCUAGCCUUACGUGGUCACACCUAUGGUCAUCCCAACCUCACUCUCGCUUUGUCUCAGAACACAUCCGUCGCAACCCAUCCCUGUCCCUCCACCCCUUUUUCAAAGCUUUCCCAUACCAUCGUGCGAUUCACGCCCGGCUAAUCCAGGUCAUCAUGGGUCACGCCUUCCUCGGCGAAUACCGCGAACGAUUCCGCCCCGACGAUGACCCCAGCUGCCCAUGCGGAGCCCCUCGUCAGACUCUCGACCACGUCCUUCGAGCUUGCCCAUCAUUCGAUCUCGCAAGACACACCCUACGGGAAGUGUCGGGCCCCAUGCUGAGCUCCACCCUGUUCGGCACCACCGCCGGACUGCGAGCUGUUGCCAAAUUCCUCAACUCAACGGAUGCAUUCAAAUUAUGA
This is a messenger RNA of Rhizoctonia solani, 780 nucleotides long. Its product is annotated as COG4 transport domain-containing protein. Gene Ontology annotation, molecular function: RNA-DNA hybrid ribonuclease activity; nucleic acid binding. Lineage: Eukaryota; Fungi; Basidiomycota; Agaricomycetes; Cantharellales; Ceratobasidiaceae. The transcript has 2 exons. Gene Ontology annotation, biological process: DNA replication, removal of RNA primer. The record is from RefSeq and is a predicted model, not a curated record. Bases 1 to 780 code for a protein of 259 amino acids.